Messenger RNA from Alternaria viburni, 666 nucleotides. RefSeq lists its product as uncharacterized. The record is from RefSeq and is a predicted model, not a curated record. Gene Ontology annotation, molecular function: exonuclease activity; nucleic acid binding. The transcript is spliced from 2 exons. Gene Ontology annotation, biological process: ribosomal large subunit assembly; rRNA processing. NCBI's taxonomy places the organism in Eukaryota, Fungi, Ascomycota, Dothideomycetes, Pleosporales, Pleosporaceae. Bases 1 to 666 code for a protein of 221 amino acids. Gene Ontology annotation, cellular component: nucleus.
AUGGGAACAGCCAGGAGUGGAGACUCUGAGCUCAUUCGCCUGAGCGCCAUCGAUUACUUAACCGGAGAAGUGCUCAUUAACAACCUUGUCAAGCCUGAUCAACCAAUGCAACAUCUCAACACAAAGUGGUCGGGCGUUACGUGGGAUCAAAUGAACGAAGCCGUAAGAGAGAAGACCACGCUGAAGGGAAAGGCAAGUCACUACGUGAACAAGCUGAGGGAAGACAUCGUUCACAAUGACCUCAAGGCGCUGAAGUGGAUACACACAAAGGUCGUAGACUCCUACGUCGUAGAGCACAAGAUCAUUCAGGAGAAGAAGGCAGUCGAAGCCAGAGAAAAAGAGCUUAGUGAAGAGGCAGCAAGAAGGGUGGAGGAGUGUCUUCUGGAGGUCACAGGACUAGCGACGAGUAGCAUGCUCACCCCAGCGACCGAUGCGCAGACACUGGGCGACUCGACCAACCCCAUUGAGGGUGAGCCCAAGAAGAAGAAGAAAAAGGGCACGGGUGAUCUGGCGUUGAAGACACUGCUAAAGAAAUACCUGGACACGGACAUUCAGACCAAAGGCAAUAAAGGUCAUGAUAGCUUGGAAGAUGCAACUGCGGCGCGGGAUCUAGUUCACUGGAUGGUGAUGCGGAGACUCCAGGAUAAGUACGGCGUAUUGACGUAG